AGAUGCUCGAAGCUAACAGGAAGUGGCUUCUCGGUGCCCGGAUGUGGACGUGGCACAGCGCUGCGGCAGUUCCGGCGAAUGUCCGUCUCCGCCAACGAGAAGGGAUUAGUGAGCAACACCCCGGGACGACAUCGGCUUCUUAGUUUGCCUGCCUUCGGGUUUCACCGUUUGCCACCAACAAACGAUAGCCUUACUGUUUACAGCUUUUUGGAAAAAGAGGGAUGAACUGAGGAUGAAUGUAAACCAGCACACUCCAAUGGCCCCUCCAUAUGGCCAGCCCCAGCCCGGUUACGGGCAGCCUGGCUACGGUCAACCCAACUACGCUCCACUGGAUGGCGGGUACCCUGCUCCCUACGCACCCCACAAUGGCCCUGCUUCAGCCUAUCAUCCUGGGAUUCCACAGCAAGGUUACUCUUCUUUCACAAGCUUUCCCUCUAAGGCUAUGGCAGCAAACCCAAUCUCUGAUCCCUGUUCUCCUCUUGAUUUAGGUCCUGCAAGAGGUCCUCCCACCUCUGGACCCCCUCCUGUCCAGGCAGCUCCACAGUAUAAUCAACACAGUUCAGGCGACAUACAAAACGGGCCCCCACCAGUUACACAAGCACCACCCAGGCCUCCUGCUUCUAUGCAGUACAACCAAGGAGGCGUGAACAUGUCAGCACAGCAGCCCUCUUUCCCACAACACUAUGGCCCGCCUCCCACAAUGCAUCAGGUCACCAACCAAAUGACUGGGAUGCACAUUUCAUCUGGACCGCCCACACCUGCAGGUCCAGGAUAUGCUCCGCCCCCCAGCUCCCAGCCUCCAACCAGUAGUCAUUAUGGUGGCACGCCGCAGCCCUCUUAUUCUCAAUCCCACCCCCCAGCAUCCUCUGCUCCAUCCCAGCCGCCUCCUUCCAGUGCUCCUGCAGUUUCUCAGCAAUAUUACCCAAGCUCUGCGCCUCCCUCUCAACAGCCAUUCAAUUCUCUCCCCCCCACCUCCCAGCAACGGUUCGUCUCUCCAGUUCAACCUCAGCAAACUUUUCCUCCCUCCUCCUCCUCCUCCUACUCUGGUCCGGCUCCUCCACCCACUCAUACCUCCUCUGCCCCAGUGACCCAGCCACAGCAGCCCUUCCUUCCACCUCAGCCCCCUUUCUCCUCAGCACCUAGUGGUCAGCCCCCUGCCUUCACCGCCGGUCCGCCCCCACCCACACAGGGAUCCUUCCCACUUCAAGCACCCCCACCUUCAUCCCAACCAGGCUCCUUUCCUCCUCCCGGUCCUCCUCCCUCCUCAGUUGCCUCUGGGCAGUACCCUAGCUCUAUGCCACCACCACCCCAACAGCAGCCUCCUCAAUCUCAGCCACCCCCCUUCCACCCAGGGCCCCCUCCUCCACAAUCUCAAAUGCCCCCCACAUCCAUUGGUCAGAGCAACCAUCAGCCUCCAGGACCGCAGGGCCCGCCGAGCCCUACGGGGCCCCUGCAGCAGCCUCCUCUACAGCAAGGCAUGCCGACUGGUUACCCUCCACAACAUAAUGGUGCGUUUGGGCAGGUAAGAAGCCCUCAGCCUGGAUAUGGAGGUCCUUAUCCAGGACAACCAAACUAUGGGGCUCCAGCACCGGCUCCACAAGCCCAGAAAAGACUCGACCCAGAUGCCAUUCCAAGUCCACAAGCGUCUGACAUGCCGCCUGUGCAGAAAUCAAGACAUAGAAUAGACCCAGAUGCUAUCCCCAGCCCAAUCCAGGUAAUAGAGGACGACAAGGCGAAGACCAACGAGCCGUUCACAACAGGGGUCAGGGGUCAGGCUCCACCACUGGUCACCACCAACUUUCAGGUCAAAGAUCAAGGGAACGCCAGCCCGAGGUUUGUUCGCUGCACAGCUUACAACAUGCCUUGUACAGCCGACAUGGCGAAGCAGUCUCAGGUGCCGCUGGCUGCCGUUAUCAAGCCCCUCGCCACGCUGCCGCCUGAUGAGACUCCUCCAUACGUGGUUGAUCACGGCGAGGGAGGUCCAAUCCGCUGCAACCGAUGCAAGGCCUACAUGUGUCCGUAUAUGCAGUUCAUAGAGGGAGGGCGCCGCUUCCAGUGUAGCUUCUGCAGCUGCGUCACAGAGGUGCCUCCACAUUACUUCCAGCAUCUGGACCACACCGGGAAACGUGUGGACUGCUACGACCGGCCGGAGCUGUCGCUGGGCAGUUACGAGUUUCUGGCCACCGUCGAUUAUUGUAAGAACAACAAGAUUCCUCAGCCUCCAGCCUUCAUCUUUCUAAUUGAUGUGUCCUACAAUGCUGUGAAGAGCGGCCUGGUCAGCAUCAUCUGCCAGGAACUCAAGAGCCUGUUGGAUCACCUACCCAGGGAAAAUCCAGAAAUAGACUCCGUGAUCCGAGUGGGGUUUGUCACCUACAACAAAGUCCUGCACUUCUACAACGUGAAGGCCAGCCUGGCCCAGCCCCAGAUGCUGGUGGUGUCUGACGUGUCGGACAUGUUCGUGCCCCUGCUGGACGGCUUCCUGGUCAAUGUGAACGAGAGUCGACAAGUCAUCGAGAGUUUGUUGGACCAGAUCCCAGAGAUGUUUGCUGACACCAGGGAGACGGAAACGGUCUUUGGACCCGUCAUCCAGGCAGGACUGGAGGCCCUCAAGGCUGCCGACUGCGCAGGGAAGCUGUUUGUGUUUCACACUUCUCUUCCCAUCGCCGAAGCUCCAGGAAAACUCAAAAACAGAGAAGAUAAGAAGUUGAUCGGCACAGACAAGGAAAAGUCACUUUUCCAGCCGCAGGCGGGGUUCUACAACAACCUGGCUAAAGAGUGCGUCACUCAGGGUUGCUGUGUGGAUCUUUUCCUUUUCCCAAAUCAGUAUGUGGAUGUUGCGACGUUAGGGGUGGUCCCCGUCUCCACAGGAGGGUCCAUCUACAAAUACACCUAUUUCCAGGCUCAGUCAGAUCAGGAGCGAUUCCUGAACGACCUCAGAAGAGACAUUCAAAAACCAGUCGGGUUUGACGCCGUUAUGAGAGUGCGAACUAGCACAGGAAUCCGAGCCACCGACUUCUACGGCUCAUUUUUCAUGAAUAACACCACAGACGUGGAGCUGGCAGGCCUGGAUUGUGACAAGGCCAUCACUGUGGAGUUCAAACACGACGACAAACUCAGCGAGGAGACGGGGGCGCUCAUGCAGUGCGCUGUGCUCUACACCAGCUGCAGCGGUCAGAGGCGUCUGCGCAUCCAUAACAUGGCGGUCAACUGCUGCUCCCAGCUGGCUGAUCUGUAUCGCAACUGCGAGACGGACACCAUCAUCAACUUCCUCUCUAAAUAUGCUUUCCGAGGUGUCUUGAAUAACCCCACGAAGGCAGUGAGGGACACUCUGGUCAACCAGUGUGCUCAGAUUCUGGCCUGUUAUAGAAAGAACUGCGCCAGUCCGUCGUCUGCUGGACAGCUGAUUCUUCCUGAGUGCAUGAAACUGCUUCCUGUUUACCUAAACUGCGUUCUGAAGAGCGACGUUCUGCUGCCGGGAGCUGACGUCUCAUUGGACGACAGGGCUUACCUCAGGCAGCUCAUCAGCUGCAUGGACGUCGCAGAGACGCACGUCUUCUUCUACCCCCGUCUGCUGCCGCUGGUGAAGCUGGAAAGCGGGGCGCUGCCCGUGGCAGUGAGGGACUCGGAGGAGAGGCUGUCCAAAGGCGGAGUUUACCUCUUGGAGACGGGGCUCCACCUCUUCCUGUGGGUGGGAGCCAGCGUCCAGCAGGAGCUGCUCCUCAACAUCUUCGGCACGCCGAGCUUUGGUCAGAUCGACUCCAGCAUGACGAGUCUGCCGGUUCUGGAGAACCCGUUCUCUCAAAGACUUAGAGAGAUCAUCGAAUCCUUCAGAGCACAGAGAUCGCGAUACAUGAAGCUGGUCGUGGUGAAGCAGGAGGACCGAGCCGAGCUGAUGUUCAAGCACUUCCUGGUGGAGGACAAGAGCGCCAGUGGGGGAGCGUCAUACGUGGACUUCCUGUGUCACAUGCACAAGGAGAUCCGCCAGCUUCUCAGCUAGGCCCGCAGACCACGAGUCUCACCACAGACAAAGCCCCGCCCCCUCACAGAUCACCCCCAGCGUGUAAAAGAAACGCAUCACCUUUUUUUUAAAAAGCUGAUCAACUAAAAGCCCUCCCUGCUGUCUGUCAGAGCAGCUGGCAGAUAACACUGUGUGAUAGUGAGUGUGAGAGGGACAAACUGACCAGGAAGGGGGGGACGUGUAAAUAAACAAAUAUACAUUUAUGUAUACAGCAGAGGUAAACGUAAAGGAGGUGGCUGGUGUUAAUGUAGUUGUUCUACUGUAUGUAUGACUAGCACUGAAAGGCUUUUUGGGAGCAGAAAACAUCCUGAGCUUGUUUUAUAUGAGUGAAUCCAAUACAAUGAAAUCCAUGAAGUUGAUUUUAAAUCAUCGAUUUGUCUCUUAAUCACUAAAGUCAUGGCCUUAGUAACCGCUGCUCCAAUCAUUCAUGUUUAUUUAAGCUGAUCUUUGUACUCAGAUUACUCUCCUGAGAAAAUAAAAUUCUUUGGGGCACGAGGGCUUCAGUCAGAAACCGAUUCUGGAUUUGACUAACAUCAGACUUUAUAUCCGGGUCGCGUGGAAAGACCGCAGAAUGAAAGCAGAUGAAUCCGUUUGCAGCUUAAGCUGCCCACACUGAUGAGUUGAACAGCUGUUCAUCAAAUAUAUAAUCUGUACAGAAUUCAUAGAAAAUAACAAUUUUAAAGACCCCGCCUGAGUAGCCCGGUCUGUUUGUGUCACAAACGAUGAGACUGUGGCUUUUAGAGAACGAUGGGCUUUUGAUACAUACUCUGGUGUGACUGUGUGACAGAAGUGUGAAUGUGUGGUCGGUCCUGGUGAAUUUCUCUCAUGGAACAGAGGGAUCAGCCAGCACACACACACUCCAACCGUCUUCAUCACUUUCUGUUCCUUUUUUAAAUUUGUGUGUGUGCGUGCUCCGCCCUCUGUUCCGGUUUUUGUUGUUCACUGAUUCUGGUUGACCCGCCGUCUUGACUGUAAUCUUAAUUUCUCCUUUUUUUUUCUUUAAUUUUUCCCCCCAUUGCCUCUCGGGACUGCUAAUAAAAGGAUUGUUCAAAGUGAAACUUUA
Molecule: messenger RNA, 5081 nt
Organism: Oryzias melastigma (Indian medaka)
Lineage: Eukaryota; Metazoa; Chordata; Actinopteri; Beloniformes; Adrianichthyidae
Gene: sec24c
Product: SEC24 homolog C, COPII coat complex component
Exons: 25
Coding region: 233-3997 (1254 amino acids)
Biological process (GO): COPII-coated vesicle cargo loading; intracellular protein transport; endoplasmic reticulum to Golgi vesicle-mediated transport
Cellular component (GO): COPII vesicle coat; endoplasmic reticulum exit site
Molecular function (GO): zinc ion binding; SNARE binding
Source: RefSeq, a predicted model, not a curated record